CAGUCCCUCGCCUCGCCGCGUUUGGUAACGUUUCAUCAAGACCCAUUUCAGUAUUUGCGAUACAACAGAGGUCGCUACACCACAUUGCUAAAAGCGACAAUGCUACAAGUACUUAAUAUUCCCUUUCCCUCCAGUGUGGUUCAGUCAGAGAGAAAAGCACAGCGGUAGCUGCUGCCAAGCCCGCUGCAGUAGCAAGCAGCAAGGGAGAAUAUGUCAUCACUAAACUGGAUGAUCUGGUGAACUGGGCACGCAGAAGCUCCCUGUGGCCCAUGACCUUUGGCCUGGCAUGCUGUGCGGUUGAGAUGAUGCACAUGGCGGCUCCUCGAUACGACAUGGACCGGUUCGGAGUGGUGUUCAGAGCCAGCCCCAGACAGGCCGACGUCAUGAUUGUGGCAGGCACCUUGACCAACAAGAUGGCCCCCGCUCUGCGCAAGGUUUAUGACCAGAUGCCUGAGCCAAGAUAUGUAAUUUCCAUGGGCAGCUGUGCCAAUGGGGGUGGCUACUACCACUACUCUUACGCCGUGGUCCGAGGGUGUGACCGCAUCGUACCAGUGGACAUAUACGUUCCAGGCUGCCCACCCACAGCAGAGGCCCUUCUCUACGGGACGCUACAGUUGCAAAAGAAAAUAAAGAGAGAGAAGAAAAUGAGGAUUUGGUAUCGCAAGUGAAAUGAUGUACGUCUGGCUUUUUGUAAAUGUUGUAUUUAUUGGUGGUCUGAUCAGCCAGUAAACCGGUUGGCAAUAUCCUCAGGAAUCACUCUGGGUUGAGCACUGGCACCUCUCUGCAGAAACAAUAAAGGAAUUUCUUGUCA
This is a messenger RNA of Salvelinus sp. IW2-2015, 811 nucleotides long. The record is from RefSeq and is a predicted model, not a curated record. Lineage: Eukaryota; Metazoa; Chordata; Actinopteri; Salmoniformes; Salmonidae.